AUGUUCGGGUUUGCGGGUCCACUUCCAGGGCCCCAAAGGCCGGACGGGGGGUUUUGGAGGGGGCACAAUUUUCGCUCCCGAAGCCGUCAAAUGAAAACCGGCCGAGCUAGAACCGAAAAACCGGUAAAAAAACGCAGUCUCAACAAAGUGUCAAUCGAAUGUACGAAUUGGCAGCCCGGAACGAGAGCACGCGCUCCCAAUCUGGCAGCUAGUCAUUACCGAUGGGAGCAGCAGCAUCGGGUUCCAGCCAAGCAGAGCCCGGAAAACUGA
This is a messenger RNA of Macrosiphum euphorbiae (potato aphid), 270 nucleotides long. Lineage: Eukaryota; Metazoa; Arthropoda; Insecta; Hemiptera; Aphididae. The record is from the annotation of a GenBank genome assembly.